AUGGAUCUCUCCACCAUGCAAUCACUUCCCCAUGGAGGGUAUCCUGUCCUAGCAGAGCAAUCUGCGGUGGAUGUCUCUCGAGACUUGUCGCUUAAAAGCCCCGUGCCCAAGAACGUCGCUUUUGAGCUGCUACUGGACGAAAAUUCCAAGGUUCGAGCCCGUAUUCCCAUGCGCGUUCAAAUAUAUCCCCAUGAUACCACAGAUUCGAUUGUGACGACGGUCAAAAAUUUCUAUGGCAUCUACGAUGGCACCGCUAGCGGUGUGAGCUUCGAAGAUGAACAUGGGACCACCCUCAUCGCAAGGUAUGAAAACCUUAAAAAUAACAUGACGGUAUAUGUGCGAGUCAUUCCUAUUUCACCAUAUGCGGAACACUUCUACAAUGGGUUUUCUGUUGAGCGCAAGCGACCCAGUUUGGGCGAGCCAUUUGGCAUGGAUGGUGUAGCGCCAGUCUUGGAUCAGCCAUCGCGGCCUUCCUCUCGCCUUGCUAGAAAGCGCAGCACAUCCCCCUCUAACCGGAGUCUGCGAAGCGCUUCUCACCACAAGCAGGGUUCUCGCUGUGGAGUCAAAAGUCGUGGCUCUAGCCAUGCUGGCUUCCCUGAUGAUGAGGAGAUGAGCGAUAGCGAGGACAGCUAUAGUCGCAGAUCUCGGGGCGAUGCAUUUGCCAGCUCGGAAAUAAGCAUGGAAAAUAUACUACAAGAUGGUCGUCGCAAGCGUCCGAAGUUUGACAGCUCGGAACUCCCACUCUUUGUCCCUCCUCAAGUCCCUCUCACUACCUCGACCUCCUCCAUCUCUCCUCAACGUCGAUCGAUUGGUCAAGAAGGUGCCGGUUCACCUUUUGCUCGUCCUACACACCGCCCAUAUAACUACAACCAAACACUACCAUCGCCACAAAGCUAUGGCCACAGCGAAUAUGGGGUACAUUCAGGAAAAAGUACAGUCUAUGCGACACCCAUAGUUCCUGACCACGCAAACCGCAUACCCUUCAGCAACUCAGCUCCUCGAACAAGUGGUGCUGGUAUCUUGCCCACACCAGACCCGACCAUCGCAAGCUGCAUCUCUGAUGAGGAUGUCGCAAUGCAAUUGAUUCGUCUGGGUGACGCUUCCAAUUUCUCUCAUGGUCGUACAUCUGCGUCAACGCUGGAUGACGCCUUCAGUGGUGCUGCUGAUGCCGCCUCAUCGACUGGUGCUACCAGCGAAGGCGAGGACUUUAGCGAAGAGGAAGAUGACUUGCCAGCUCGUCGCAGACUUGACUCGAGCCCAAUGCUCCCUCCUGGAGCUAUCAAACGUCAUCACAAGGGCCUUGAUGACAUUCUCCCCAGCGCAGACAGCAGUGAACAUAGUUCUGAUGGCCUUGAAGAUGGUAUCAAGAGCGAGGUUGAAGAUGACACUUUGUAUAAAGAGUUUGCUCCCAAGGCAAAGAAGCCCAAGAGUCGCCCCAUGUCUGUCAAACCUCGAAGCCAAAAGCCUGCGCAGAAACCAAAGAUCAAGAGUGCACCUCUUCCCCCUCGCAAACCCUCUGACAAAUCGGCUGCGCCUAUUCCUCCUCUAAGCCCGAGCUCAUCGCGCAAGGUUUCAGGAGGGUCGGUCAAUUUCCAACAUCAACUCGGCGCUGACGAAGAGGAUCUCUCUACAAAGCCGCGCUGUCAGCGCUGCCGUAAGAGCAAAAAAGGUUGUGAUCGCCAACGCCCCUGCGGCCGUUGCAAGGACGCCGGCAUCGGGAUCGAUGGCUGCCUCAGCGAGGAUGAGGGUAAUGGACGCAAGGGCCGUUAUGGGCGCCACAUGGGUGUUCCCGUCAAGAAAUCUUCCGAAUCACCUGAGCCUCUUGAGUUUCCCUUAAUGCCGGGCUCUCCUCUUGUCAGUUCCGCGAUGGCCGAUAAGAACAAGAAGCGAAAGCGUUAA
Penicillium verhagenii is the source of this 1899-nucleotide messenger RNA. RefSeq names its product putative C6 finger domain protein. The transcript is spliced from 2 exons. The record is from RefSeq and is a predicted model, not a curated record. Gene Ontology annotation, biological process: regulation of DNA-templated transcription. The coding region runs from base 1 to 1899 and encodes 632 amino acids. Gene Ontology annotation, molecular function: DNA-binding transcription factor activity, RNA polymerase II-specific; zinc ion binding. NCBI's taxonomy places the organism in Eukaryota, Fungi, Ascomycota, Eurotiomycetes, Eurotiales, Aspergillaceae.